Molecule: messenger RNA, 2335 nt
Organism: Ctenopharyngodon idella (grass carp)
Lineage: Eukaryota; Metazoa; Chordata; Actinopteri; Cypriniformes; Xenocyprididae
Gene: cd22
Product: cd22 molecule
Exons: 8
Coding region: 253-1527 (424 amino acids)
Source: RefSeq, a predicted model, not a curated record
UAAAAUAUUAUAAACGUGCUCUGCCCCCCAGUGCUUCAAAUCUAACCAUAUGUUCUUAUAAUUUAAGCAUAGAAUAACAGAAUUAAAUUACAAGCACUGAUUUAAGGAAGUUUUCACCAUGGACCAAGGAUAUCCGUUUAUUGAUGCAACAUGCAAGCUUAUAUUAGGCCUGUCAUGGGGAAAUACUGAAGCUUACUGAAGCAUCUAAACAAACAAGUGAUUUCUUAGCCAAAACCUCUAAAGGGACAACACAUGUUUUUCAUCAGCAUAUUUCUGCAGCUGUCUCUAUCAGCUGCUCUGGCUUCAUGGUCAGUUUCAUACAAACCUCGUUCCAUAUGUGUUUUCGAAAGAUCAUCUGUGGAUUUCACCUGCUCAUUUGAUUAUCCAUCUUUUCAAACACUUAAAACUACAAAAUGGUUCAAACCAAAUAAACAUCAGAAACAAGACGGAACACAGCAGGGAAUAUUUGUCCAUCACUCAGAGGCGGCAGAGAUUGACCAACUGUACAAAAACAGAACAGUGUUUGCAAACCAAGACAAAAACUGCUCCUUGCAAUUAUACAAUGUCUCUAAAAGUGACAUUGGAAAAUAUUUCUUUCGCCUUGAAACAAAUUAUUAUCGUGGAAAAUAUACUGGACCGGGUGGCAUAUACCUCAACGUAGCAGUUCUACCUUUUAGAGUAACUGUGACAACGCAAAAGGUGUAUGGACACAUCCAUGAAGGAGACUCUGUGACAUUGAGAUGCAGCACAGAAAACUGUACCCCGGAACAAGGGCCGUUUGCCUGGUUUAAAAACCACCUUCUGCUUCCACAAGCCACUGAGAAUGAGCUCCAAAUCUCUUCUGUCUCUCACAAUGAUUUUGGCAACUACUCCUGUGGUCUGAAGAACAGCAGCAUGACUUCAGCAGAUGAACUAUUGCUUGAUGUGAGAUAUAGUCCGAAGAAUGUCGAAAUAACCAUUUUGACAUCUGGAAAGAUAGAACAAGGAAACUCACUGACUCUGAUCUGUAAGAGCAAUGCCAAUCCUGCAGUGACAAACUACACUUGGUUUAAGAUCAGAGAUGGGAACAUCUCUUCUAUAGGAUUUGAUUGUGAAUUCUCCAUCAAAGCUGCCAGUCAGAAGGAUGAUGGACAGUACUUCUGCACGGCCAAAAAUGACAUGGGCUCUCAAAACUCUACGAUCAUAGCACUGAAAGUCGAAGUGCCUGAUCGACAUUUCUUGCUGACUGCAACAGCUUUGCUUUUCUUUGUAAUAGUUGUACUGUUAGUCCUGUUUGGUCUCAAUAUAAGGAGGAAACAGAUUACACCAAAGAAGCAGCCCACAGAACAGACACCUGCAGUCACUGUCACAGAGGAGAUCUAUGAGAACCUGAGAAAAUCACCAGAGUCUGAAGAAAGCCAUACCAACCUGAUAUAUGCAGAUCUAAACCUUCCUUCAUUAACCUCAGACAGUUUGUUUUAUAGACCACGUCCCAACAGUCAAGAGGACGACGCCGUGGUCUACAGUCUUCUCAGUAACAAAGAGUGAAUGAAUCUCUGCACUGUGAAUAAUGAGCUUUAGCCAACACGUGUUGUAGAUAUUUCUCUUUUUAUUCAAAAGAAUCAAAUGCCUAUAGUGAAUAAAUUUACAUUGAGUACAAAAUUACCAUAGGUUUAAACAUUAGAAUGAGUAUAAAAGCAUUAAAGAAAUAAUAUAUACAAUGUACAGUGAAAGUAAAAAAUUAUUAUUAAAUCUAUAUGUACAUAUUUUUGCAUGCAUCUGUAUUUACAUCCACAUUUGUCACUUGACCAAAAAAACCCCCAAAACAUACAUAGUGUAUUUGAUCUAACAAUAUAUGAUUUUGAAAAGAUAGCACUGUUAAAACAAAUAAAAUGCAAAGCUAUAUCUAUAUUAAAAAUGGCUCUUUUUUUUCUUUACAAAAGUUAUCAUUCACAUAAAAAUUAAAACCGGUCAUCAUUUACUCACUCUCAUGUCAAACACCUUUAAUCAAGAUUUUAUACAAGCUACAAGCAUAUGUUAAAUGCGCAAUAAAUUAACACUAGUAAUGCGCUGGUGAAAUAUUAUGCUCCCAUUAUGACAUUAAUUUUAUACUUUAAAAUGUCAACAUUAUAUUCUACUGAGCUGCAUUCUGCAUUUAUCUGCUCACUACUGAACAUACAUUCAGCAUUUGUCAUGUACAGUAUCUACAGUGCUAGAUCACACUUCAACAUCCUCUUCAACAUCCUACAUUUACAUGUAGUUCAAUCACAAUUUAAUAACAAGCCUAAUCUAAAUCACACGGGACUGUGAUCCUGCGAAUAGCAGUCGUCUUCAUGAUGUUUGUAUAUUUGCUCCA